AUGUUACUCACAUCUUGUCCCUCUUUUCUGAAGGUCGCCUUUGCAUUGGGCGUCCUCAUCUCCGCCACAUCAGCGACAUCAUCCCUCAAUCCCGUUCAGCCGGGCUACAAUUGUACCUCUCGACAAUCUUGCUGGCCAUCAGACGAAGAAUGGAGUAGUUUCAAUAGCAGUUUGUCCGGAAACCUCCACCGAACGGUUCCAUUCGCCGCAAGCUGUUAUUAUGAUUCUCCAUACUAUAAUUCUUCGGCCUGUGCUGUGGCGGAAAAGAACUACCUUGGCAAUCAGGCACGCACAGAUAUAUAUGGCGCAGCAACAGGGCUUAAUUGGGAAUCCUGUCUAUCCGAAACUUGUGCCCUGGAUGCUUCCAACCUGUCUCAAAGUCUGUCAUCCGAGUGUCACCUUGGCCGACUAUCAUCAACAUAUGUUGAUGCUCGCGAAAUAGAACAGGUUGUGACGGCCGUCAAAUUUGCCAGAAUGCAUAAUCUUCGAGUCACCAUCAAAAACACGGGACAUGACUACUUUGGACGCUCUACCAGCCCUAACAGUCUCGCAAUAUGGACCCACAACUUGAAAAAUAUGACGUACCAUGCAAAUUUCAUUGCAUCCCACUGUACUGCCUCCAACGGGCAGCAUAUCGGGGAGAUUGGAGCGGGUGCUCAAGCAUCGGAUGUGUACAGCUACUUCCAGAACCAUAACAUGGAUGUUACUGGUGGCAACGAAGGAUCGGUCGGCCUCGCUGGCGGCUUUGGUCAGGGAGGUGGGCACGGCGUUUUCGGUCCUUCCUAUGGCCUCAUGGUGGAUAACGCGGUCGAGUUCGAUGUCGUGACUGCAGACGGCCAAUUGCGGACGAUCAAUCAAUGCAAUGAGCCGGACCUCUUUUGGGCCAUGCGCGGUGGAGGCGGAGGUGCGUUCGGCAUUCUGACCAGCUACCGCUUCCAACUUCACCCGGCGGUGAAGAUUAAUGUGUACUCGUUCAGGGCCAACUUCACGGCAGAUGGCAACGAAACUACCAAUUAUCCUGCAUUGGAACAGGUUCUCACAAAACACGCAACUUAUCAACCCAUCUGGUCGCACAGCAACAUUUCAGGACAUGCUUACUACUGGCCAAACAAAGCUGAAAUCUACCUUGUCCUCCCUUCGAACAAUAAAACAGCCUUACAAACCCUGACCAGUGGAUUCUCCUCUUUUUUGACAAACAGCUCGGAUAUCCACGUCACUGAGAGUAACUACACCACAUAUUCUACAUACACCGAGUACUUGCAGCUUGCAGAAUCCAUCGCGGCAAGGCUAACGCCCGGUGGAAUCUUUGAAGCUGUCUCAAGUCGGCUGAUACCACGAACAUUAUUCCAGACAAACAGCACGAUGACCGACUUAGUCAAUGCUACCCUCCAAGGAGUUCGCCUCAGCAAUGAAUUGGUACCUGAUGGCGCCUCCCUGACCCAAGUCAUCAUGACGACGCCAGUAAACCAUCGAAAUGGAAACACGACAAGUGCCAAUCCUGCUUGGCGCUCCGCUCUCUGGCAUUUGCUUAUGACAGGCGGAUGGACUGAAAAGCUGAGUGUUUCAAAGGAGAAGGCAUUGCAAGACUCAUGGCUGGAUACCGUCGAGCCACUGAAACGUUUGACGCCCGGGGGAGGAUGCUAUGUGAACGAAGGCCAUUACUUGGAACCGGAAUGGCAAUGGACCUAUUUCGGAGCCAAUUAUCCUGAAUUGCUCCGGGUCAAGAACAAGUACGAUCUCACCCACUUCUUCGAUUGCUGGAAAUGUGUCGGCUGGGAGGGACGGUCUGAGUAA
Messenger RNA from Exophiala xenobiotica, 1794 nucleotides. RefSeq lists its product as uncharacterized. The record is from RefSeq and is a predicted model, not a curated record. Gene Ontology annotation, molecular function: oxidoreductase activity; FAD binding. The transcript has a single exon. The coding region runs from base 1 to 1794 and encodes 597 amino acids. Lineage: Eukaryota; Fungi; Ascomycota; Eurotiomycetes; Chaetothyriales; Herpotrichiellaceae.